Messenger RNA from Notolabrus celidotus (New Zealand spotty), 3713 nucleotides. RefSeq lists its product as uncharacterized. The transcript has 5 exons. The coding region runs from base 406 to 1611 and encodes 401 amino acids. Lineage: Eukaryota; Metazoa; Chordata; Actinopteri; Labriformes; Labridae. The record is from RefSeq and is a predicted model, not a curated record.
UAAUGGGAGGUGGUGCAUGUAAGGCUGAUUUGCAACCCGCCGAAGUAACAGCAGAGAAGGAGGGAAAAUGUCGCUGCCUUCGACGCGGACCGUUCUAGGAUCAGUGUCCUUUUGGUAAAAAAUUUGACUGCGAUUCGGAUAAAACGUCUGCCGUGGAUCUGCUGUGUCAUUAUAAGCUUGUGAAACAGUCCAAAGGAAGUGAGACGUCCCAACAGCUCCUGCGUUGAAGGUUUUACCUUAACUCUUGAGUGACAGCUCACGUUCCCCUUUUGUGGGGUCAACUCUAGGCAAAACCGUUUAACAACAUCGCAGUCACACCACAUGGGCUUCUGAGGUGACCUGAUCUGAUAAUUAAAGCCUCCUGAGCCUCUUCCCUUAGCUGGAAAAGAGAGUUCCAGAGAAGACAUGGACCCAUCCACCAGGAUGAUGGGUCUGGAUGCCCAGGGGAACAUGGUUUUCACCGUAGUAAAACCUGUCAUGAGCAUCUUUCAGGUGUCUUCAGAUCAAACGGCUGGUGUUGCACAGGGCAGCAUGGGCCUGCAGGGUUUGUCAGAAAGCACAUUGAUCCUCCCUCAAGCACCAGGUCAGACUCAUAUGGACCAAAACCAGGUGGAAAUGGAAACCAUGCAGACUCAUAUGCAGCCCCAUAUUCAGACCCAGAUGCAGGUUUCUGUCCCAGAACAGACGGAGGAUGUGUCUCACAAUCAGGACCCAUCACAGCACCUGAGCACAAAUACAGAGUCGGUUACACAGAUGCCUUUCGCAGAGGUUUCGUCACUCCUGGAUCCAAACAUGAAAGGAUCCAAAGCUAGAAAGUAUCUCAUUUCAUACGAUGAAAUCAAACGGCGGCUGCAGCCCCCGGAGAAGAUGUCGCUGCGCUCCCUGGCAGCCUACACCCGGGUCAGCAGAGGUCCAGCCAGCAAGAAAACCCUCCUAGAGUCUCUCAGUGUUCUCGGCCUGACCCCCAGCACGACUACCUCUGUGUCCUCGUCUUUCUCCAAACUCACUGAAGGCGACACUGGAGCUCUGUGUGAUGACAUGAGGGACUUUGCUCAUGACUACAUCGACUACAGCAACAUGUCGAAGCAGCUCAUCCCUGAGAUAAAUACGGUUCAACACUGGUCCAAAAUCAUUGAAACUAAGAACCACCUGGAGGAUAUGAGGAAGGGUUUCAAGGACCCGGUCAACAGUGGUGCAUUUGAUAACGUCACUCAUGGCCUGGGUUUGGGAAUGUUGGACGUAGCGCUGGACAUGAUCGUCAUGGUCAUAGAUCAGCAAAUUCGGGUCCUGUCUGGCGCAGCGGCAUCAGACCCGGCUGACUCUGGUCCUCCUACGCGGCGUAUCCGCAGGCGGCACCGCAAAACCCGUUUGAACGACAGCGAGCGGCAACACAAGGCGUCCGGAGGGGUUAAAGAGCAGGGGAAGAUGAUUGCGAAAGGUAAGGUACGCAGAACGCCGAAGAAAAAAAGACAAGAGACUGGAUCUGCUGCUCCCGUGGAAACGCAGGUGGAACAGUGUAAACCGGAUGAUGUGGAGGGGAACGUCCUCACUCUGGUUUCUGUUGGAUAUGAGACUGUAUCCAGCGGGCUCAAUGCAGCUGGAACUGUUUGAUACCCGAGAAGAGAAACUUGAUGGGACGAAGACACAAGGUUCGACUCUUCAAAAAACUUUGAUCAACUCGGCAUCAACGUGUAAUGUCACAUCAUCACGCCUAAAUCAUGGGACUAGUUUAAAAUUUGAGCGUUUAGCCGGAGUUAUGGCACAAUCCUGUCAUCUUGAAUAUUGGGAUAUUUUCUUAAAUAAAGUUUGGGGUGACAGGAAGUAGAGAGCAGGAGGAGACAUGCAGCAAAGGGUCAGGACUGGGAGUUGAACCAGCGACAGCUUCAACAAGAGCUUUACCCUUUAGGCUGAUUUAUACUUCUGCGUCGACUAUAGGCUGUAUAAAAUAUGGACGUAGUAUCCGUGACGUCACCCAUCUGUUCCUGAGAGCUGUUUUGAAGCCAGUCGACAGCGGCAGCCAUAUUGGAAAUGCAGAACUCAACCAGGCAGAGUGUGACGUAGUGUGAGCCUCCUAGCCAACAGCUUUGUGUUCCUGAUUGGGAGUCACGUCAGUCAUGUCCUUAUUUGGGCAAAAACUUGUAAUCUUAAUAUCUUCUGAACCGUCACGUUAGAAAAAAAUCACCCCCCCAUACAGGGUGUGUCGAUAGAGAGAUUAGCGACUGUAGCCAAGCCGUUUUUUGAAACAGACUGUAAACAUGUUUAUCAAUGCUGCAAAGAUCGUCUUUUCCCCAUUCAUGUCGCUGUGGUUUCUGGUGUUUCUGCAGCCAGCCUCAAGCAGAUUCUCGAUGUAUUGCAGUUUAUAACACUUCCGCAUGGGCUUCAUUGUUUGAGACUGGAGGUUGUCACUUGGCGUCUCCCCUACGCAGCAGGGGCUCUGACUCAGACAUGAGCGACACAUACUUGUGAGUCGAUGUGUCCGUGUCGCGCAGCAAUUCUCCACUGAAACGCUUGAGGGCAGUGCUGUCUCUCUGAUAGCCUGUCGCCUGCUUCAGGCCCCGCUACGAUCUCCUUUUACUUUUCCACAGUGAUUCAGAGCGUGUUAUGUUAAUCUAAAGCUGAUACAUGUUGCUGUUUAUCAUAAAGACAUGAUUACAUGAAGAAUAAAGAGGAGGAGAUGAAAUACAUGGCCGAUGUGCAGCCGAUGUCUGGGAUCCCGGAAGUGCUAUAAAUGCGGGAAACACAAUGCCGCCGAGCGGACCAAUCACAGGGCUUGCAGUCCGCGUCGAUUCUAUGGGUAGUUACAUUUUGGAGGAGGACCCCCGAUGUAGGCUACGCCGAUUCAACGCAGAAAUAUAAAUCAGCCUUUAGUACACGGAGUCAGCUCUGAAAGCGAUCAGCCAAACCGGCUCACCUGUAUUUUUCAGAAGUCUGAAGUUUUGGCAUCUACAAACAUAAAGUUGUAAAAAUAAAUGAUCUAUCAUCAACAUUACAUCAGCUCCCUCGGCGUAUACAAACAAGAGUGAAUAAUUAUGUGGGAUGUGGACAUGCCAUAUGAAGACACAUAUGGAGGGAGGAAGAAAACUUUUUGUAUACCACCUGCUAGCACAUCAUGCUAACCCAGCUCUUUAUAUGAUGUCAACAAAUGCGACCAACAAACCCCCCCAGCGUACUCUGGAGUGUAUCAUGUUGUAGGCUUACACAUAGUGAACCUGAAAGAUUCCCAGUCUUUGCAGUAUCUCACCGGCUGUGAUUGAUGUCUUUAAAUGUGAUUAGGUCAGACUUAAACCCUUGAGAAAUUAGUAAAGUCUUCAAAGUGUUGAAAUGUAUAGUGGGUAUAACCAGCUGAUGAUACAGACAUGACAUUUUGUCCCUUUUCAUGUUAAACUCCAGCAGUUUUUCACAGGAUGUCAAACUAUUUUUGUUUUCCCCUCGAAGAAAAUCUCAUGAUGAAUGCUGUCUGACUGAAUCCAGCCAUAUAUUUUUCUAUGCUGUUUUCAGCAAACACUUAAAAAUCACCUCUAUGUUUAAAUGUUAACAUAACCUGUGAGUGCUGGGAUGGAUGAUAUUUUUAAUGGUGUUCAAAUGUCUCCUUGUAUUUAAUUCAUGUUUAGAUUCCCAGUUAAUGUUGUUCUGUACUAGAUUGUUUAAAAAAAGUCGUCUGUAUUUACUUGAACCUCGAGAGUAGAGUACGAUAUAAAGAUUAAUUUUUGUAA